This is a messenger RNA of Lactuca saligna, 378 nucleotides long. NCBI's taxonomy places the organism in Eukaryota, Viridiplantae, Streptophyta, Magnoliopsida, Asterales, Asteraceae. The record is from the annotation of a GenBank genome assembly.
AUGACAACAUCAAUUUUGAUUUCAUCUAUUCCACCUUUACUAAAAAUGAAUUCAGUAAAUACAUCUCAACCUCAUAUUUCUAAACCUUUAUCCACUCCAAUCUUUACUAAAUCUACUACAAAUCUGACAAUAACCUCAACUGCAAAUCCACCAGAAGGCUUUACCGUCGAAUCCGACGAGGAGGAGAAUAGGUCUUCAUGCAUCACUGGUAACACAUCUAAUGUUGAAUCAAAUGUCAAUAUUGGUGUAUUUGUUGGGAACAUUUCUUAUUCCAUUCCUAAUUCAAAUAUUAAUGAAGAUGUCAUUUUGGGGGAUGAUCCAGAACCUAUUGAUGGUUUUGUUCUUCCAUCUUUUAUUGCGUUGAUAGUGAUGGGAUGA